GAGAGGAGGGCGCGGCCGCCUGCCUGCGCGGGCCCGGCUCGCCACGGUGCCCUGUGAGAAGCGAGAGGAAGGCGGAGGCGGCGGCGGCGGCAGCGGGGAGGAGGGCGCUGCCAUCGUCCUGCUGCACGGCAAGGCCAGCUUGGCGAGCCUGGCUAUGGCUGCCAUCCGCAAGAAGCUGGUGGUGGUGGGGGACGGUGCCUGUGGCAAGACUUGUCUCCUCAUCGUCUUUAGCAAGGAUGAGUUCCCCGAGGUCUACGUGCCCACUGUCUUCGAGAACUACGUGGCUGACAUCGAGGUGGAUGGCAAGCAGGUGGAGCUGGCCCUGUGGGACACUGCUGGCCAGGAGGACUAUGACCGCCUGCGCCCCCUUUCCUACCCGGACACUGAUGUGAUCCUCAUGUGCUUCUCUGUGGACAGCCCGGACUCACUGGAGAACAUCCCGGAGAAGUGGGUGCCCGAAGUCAAGCACUUCUGCCCCAACGUCCCCAUCAUCCUCGUGGCCAACAAGAAAGACCUGCGCAAUGAUGAGCAUGUGCGCAACGAGCUGGCCCGCAUGAAGCAGGAGCCGGUGCGCACUGAGGAUGGCCGUGCCAUGGCCAUUCGCAUCCAGGCUUACGACUACCUGGAGUGCUCAGCCAAGACCAAGGAGGGUGUCCGGGAGGUCUUUGAGACAGCAACCCGGGCGGCCUUGCAGAAGCGCUAUGGCACGCAGAACGGCUGCAUCAACUGCUGCAAAGUCCUAUAGGGUGUGGCUGGAGCAUGGCGCUGGGUACAGCACCUGGGUCACCUGUUAGCAGGCAGAGGGGAGCUGGGUUAGGCAUGCAUAUGGCAUCUGCCUGUCCCCUUUGUGGGGGGGCUGCCAAUGAAUUGGGGUGGGGGCUAAGGGAGGGAGCAUGCUCCCUUAGCCUUGGCCAUAAAGGGUUGCACUGGCUCAGUUAUGGGGACGGAGGGAGGGGUGGAUUGCAUGUCCUGAGUUUUGGGAAUAAAGUAGGAAGAAGCCUUCUCCUACCAUCAGCCCCUCCCAACAAAAAGCUGCUGAGACUGGACUGAGCACCUGGCUCUUCCCCUUUGCCCACCACCUGCUGCUCCCAGCCAGACUCUCUUUUACAAGAGGAGAGUAAUGGAGCUGAGAUGCUCAAAGGGACUUCUGCCACCUGCCUGCAUGUGCAUUCCCCAGGCAGGCUGGGGAAGGGGGCUGCAUCUCCUAGGCUGCCUGCAGCAUCCCCGCCUCUCCCAGAGGUGCCACAGCCUGAGCCUGACCUGCUGUGGGAUCUCGUGCCCUGAAGACCAAGACUGAGAGGGGAGGGUCAUCCCGAGUGAAGCCUGUAUAUAUCUUACCUUUUCUGUCUUGUGAAAACUGGGGUAGUGCUUGUUGAAAGCAAGGUGGGGAGGGGGUGCCCAGCUGGGACUUGUGUUAUGCAAAGGAACUUGCCCUGAGUGACUGAUGCCUGCUGAUAAUGCAAGCCUUGAACUGACUCCAGAUGCAGAAGCUACCAAGCUGGGAAGUGAAGCUGAACUGCUCUGUUCUCCUUGCUGGACAUCCUCCUCCUGAUGGAUUGGGCAGGAUGAGCAGGGGGAAAGAUGACAUUGCCAUAUUAUGAUCUUGCUGCCUGCGCCUUCCUUUAAUGGUGUCUUCUGCAAGUAUAUUGAUUUGGGUUUAUUUAAAAGUUAAUUUUCAGAAUUACUUUGCACAACUUGGUGGAUUUUUGGUGUUGUUGGGUAUUUUUAUUUUUUAAGUAAAUACAAUGCACUUGUCAUCUGCAUACAACACUGUAGCAUUGGAAAUGUUCUUACUUGAUAACCUCAUCUAGGUCUUGUUUCAAAUUGGUUUCAACACAAGGCAAAAUAAAACCACUGUAUCUCUUUCCCUUGGACAAAAAAUGGGUGAAAGCACUGCUCCUUACGCAGUGAGUAUGUCAGACUUCAGUACUAAAGGGAAGUUUAAAGAAUCAAGGUUUAUUUAAAACUUAUUUUCACAGGGUAGCCAGCCCAGGUGAAAAUAAUUUUGUGUUUCUCUGGUUCAGAGAACAAAUGUAUCCAUUUAUGUUUACUUUCCUCCCUCUUCCCUCAACAGUGGUACUGAGACUGUUUUUAAUAAACUGACAUGGCAAAAACUGAGAUGUAUAUGAUGUUUACAUAAAAUUAUGAACUGUGUAUGCAGUUUUUUAUGUAAAAUAUUAAAAGAUUCUAUGCUGACA
Molecule: messenger RNA, 2198 nt
Organism: Neopsephotus bourkii (Bourke's parrot)
Lineage: Eukaryota; Metazoa; Chordata; Aves; Psittaciformes; Psittacidae
Gene: RHOB
Product: ras homolog family member B
Exons: 1
Coding region: 155-745 (196 amino acids)
Biological process (GO): small GTPase-mediated signal transduction
Molecular function (GO): GTP binding; GTPase activity
Source: RefSeq, a predicted model, not a curated record